GUCACAUAUCUGUGAAGUGCGUGCAUAUUGUUCAAGAUGCCUGGUGGAUCUAAGUUCCAAUAUGAUGAAAGUGGUGGCACCUUUUUCUAUUUUUUACUGUCAUUUGAAGCAUUAGUUGUCAUCCCUUGCACAUAUUAUUUCUAUCCUAGAUCUAAAGAACAACAAAAAGUUAAGUCCCAUUCUGAUUGCCACUGUGAGAAUUGAUCAAAUAGCAGAUUACGUUCUAAAGAACCAUUACGAAAAGCUAAGGAGAGAUUUAUAAAAUUUCUUCUACUAAUUGGUUGGACAUCCCUUUUUCUCACUGCUUAUAAAGUGGCUCAUUUACAGCAUGAUUAUGUUGCUUAUGAUCCAUUCGAAAUACUUCAAAUUGAUCCUGGUGCUUCAAUGGCUGAAAUAAAAAAGGCCUACAGACGUCUAAGUUUACUAUAUCAUCCUGAUAAAGCUGAAGGUGAUGAAAGAAAGUUCAUGAGGAUAGCUAAAGCAUAUGCAGCCUUGACUGAUGAAGAAGCUCGAAAAAAUUUUGAGAUUUAUGGCAAUCCAGAUGGGCCUGGAGCUACUUCAUUUGGAAUUGCUUUACCAUCUUCAAUUGUUGCAGAAGAAAAUUCUUUUAUGGUCCUUGGACUAUAUGCUCUUGUUUUCAUGGUGGCUCUACCAGUUGGAGUGGGCAUAUGGUGGCACCAGUCUCUCAAAUUUGGUGGUGAUGAAGUGCUGUUAGACACUAGCCAGAUGUAUUUUUAUUACUUAUAUAAAACACCUUUCAUGAUUAUUAAAAGAAUCAUUAUGAUACUGGGUGCCUCUAUGGAAUUUAAUAGAGCUUAUAAUAGUGAAAUAAUAGAAAGGCCCAGUGAUAAUGUUGAAAUUCCACAGUUAAUAAAAGAGCUUUCAAAUGUUGGAGAGAAGAAUAGAGAAAAACCUCUGUGUUUUGGUUACAGCAUCAAAGCUCGUGUACUUCUUCAUGCGCACUUGUCACGAUUAAAGUUAUCACCUGCACUCGAAGAAGAUAAAUUAUAUAUUGUCAAAAAAUGUCCCUAUCUUUUACAAGAAUUUGUCCAAUGUGCAUCACAGUUAACCAUGCUUGCCUUAAAUGGACGGGUCACUAGAAUGCCAACCCUUGAUACCAUUGAAAAUACCAUGAAGCUGUGUGCAUGUAUAGUCCAGGCACUGUGGGAUAACAAAAGUCCCUUUUUACAACUACCACAUGUUACAGAAGAUAUGCUACGUCAUUUCAUGACAAGAAAACGCAAUAUCCGCAGUUUAAGAAAUUUAGCAUGUAUGAAAUCAGAUGAGAGAAGAGCAAUGCUGAGAAGCCUUAGUGAUGAUGAAUAUCGUGAUGUCAUGAAUGUUCUUGCCAAAUUUCCUGUUGUUGAGGUUGAUGUUAAGUCUGAAGUUCUUGAUGAUGAAGACUCUGGCACAAUAACUGCAUGUGCAAUCGUAACAGUCACAGCAACUCUCUACAGGAAGGAUAUGUCUACGUUGUUUGAUCGGGAACAAGUCCGUGAAGAAGUUCUGGAUGAGAAAGAUACACAACUAGAUGAAGAGAAUGUUGAUAUGUCACCCAAGUCAAAGAAAGAAAAUCAAAGGAAAGUGUGGCAUAAGGAAAAGAAGAAAAAAGUGAGGGGAAAGGUUAAGAAAAAGACAGCUGCAUCUAAAGCAUCUGCACCAGUCAAAACUAAUGUAAAUGGUAUUCAAGUACCAAAUGAUGUUUUACCUCAUACAAAAACGGAAGAAAAAGCGAAAGAUUCAGAUAGCCUUGGGGAUAGCGAUAGUGACUCAGAUCGUGGGACAGAUCAUUCAAGUUCUGAUGAACAAAGAAACGAGAAAAACGACACAGAAGAAGAUGCUGAAUGGGAAAAAUUUCAGAAGAAAGUAUCCAAAAAGGAGAAGGCUCUAGAAACCAAAUCUAAAAUAUCCCACACUGUCCACUGUCCUUUCUUUCCUGAGCCAAAGCAGGAAUUUUGGUGGAUAUAUGUAAUUGACAAGAAGAAACAUGCAUUGAUUACCAUUCCAUAUUUUGUGACAAGCCUUGUCAACCAAGAGGAAAUUGAACUCAAAUUUACUGCGCCUCCAAAACCAGGCAUAUACACAUACUGUGUUGUUGUUCGAAGUGAUUCAUAUGUGGAUUUUGAUGUCAUAAGGCAGAUAAAGCUUGAUGUAAAGGAAGCCAAAGAGGUAGAUCUAACUCAGUUGCAAUGGGAUGUUUCUGAAGAAGAGGAAGAGAAAGACGAGGAAGAGAGUGCUGUUGAGGAUUCUGAUUUGGCAACUGAUGAUGAACUUGAUGAUGAGUAGAUAUCAAAAUGUUUAUAUGUAAAAUUAUGUAUUAAGUCAUUUUUAUAACAGUCAGCGCUGGAAGCUACAAUAAAUGGGAGACCUGUAAUCAAGGUCUCAUUCUUCAGACUUGGACAUGGUGAUUGACCAAGCAUAUUAAAGUUAAAACUUGCCUAAGUUAUUAGUCUUUUCUAAUAAGAUUUUCAUAUUUGCUAUAUCACACUUUAUAUAUGUUUGUGUUUCUAAGUGUAUACAAUAUUUUUAUUAGAAUGAAUGAUUUCUUAUGAUGAUUGGCAAAAUUAAAAUUUGAUUACAAUUUUGUACUCUGUGUAUGUAUAUAUGUAUGUUGACAGUUAAAUUAAUUAUGAAAUAUUGUAUCAAAAAAUUGCAGUUCAGAUUGAUAUGAGGAAGUUACAUACAUUAACAAAUCGGUAAUUCUGCAUAAGGAAUUAUGAUUGUGUUUUCUUACUUUUAACUCAAGACCCUACUAAGAAGUCAUUUGUAAACCAUUUUAAUACUAAGUAAACAUACAUUUUUUAAAAAUUUUCUCAUCUAAGUAAAAUCAGUGUUGUAAGUUGAGAAGAAUUUUAUUUAUUUUUUGAAUGAUUGGAACAAUAUUUUAAGAUUCAUAAGUGACUUUACUUUUUUAUUUUGAUGAUUCCGGUGCAUAUUUUCUUAAGAUUUAUCUUUUUUAUAGAUUUCUGAGCUUUCUUAGCUUUUUUGAGUGCAUAUUAUUACACCAUGCUGUGUUAUUUAAAAUUUUUAUUACUAUAAGCAAUUAGCUAAAAAAUAGCAAGUUGCUUUUUGUAAUAUAUAUUUUAAAUAGCUUAUUCUGUGAUAAUAAUCUAGUUAGGUAUGAUGCUUAUUUCUUAGUAUAGUUCUUUUUGUUUUUCUUUCUAUUAAUUUUUAAGUGCUUCAAAAUGUUGUUCCACUUUUCAAAAAUAGAAUCAUAAUUUAUGUCCAAAUAUGUUUAUAAUAUAACUAAAUGAUUUGCGAUAAUAAAUGUAAUUAAAUGUAAUAAGUUUUAAAUUAUGAAUAUAAUAACUAAUACCUCAUGAAAUCUAUUCAUUGAGCUAAUUUAUUUGAGCUAAUUUAUGUAAAAUUAAACUGCUUCUGUUCAAACAUAUAUAUCAGAAAAUUUGCCAAAACAAAAAUUAUACAUUUGAUUUAGAAAACUCAUAUUUUACCAUAAAUAUUGCAAUUUUUCAGCUCAUGAAACUGCACUGGAAAAAAUUUUAGUAUUCUUCGUUUCGUAAAUGAACAUCAGAUAAAUAAAUUUGUUUCUUGAUCAAUUAUUUGAUUGAUUGAUCAAUAAAUUAUUGUAUAAAAGUUUUUGAUUUCAGGUUCUUCACAAUCUUGCUAACAUGCAUUAAAAAUGAUCUCUGUAUAUGAACAUUUUCCAUAAGUGUAAAAAGUAAUAUUUAUUUAAAUGGAAUGUAAAUAAAAAAAUUUCAUAAAUAA
Molecule: messenger RNA, 3726 nt
Organism: Stegodyphus dumicola
Lineage: Eukaryota; Metazoa; Arthropoda; Arachnida; Araneae; Eresidae
Gene: Sec63
Product: translocation protein Sec63
Biological process (GO): SRP-dependent cotranslational protein targeting to membrane; post-translational protein targeting to endoplasmic reticulum membrane
Cellular component (GO): Sec62/Sec63 complex
Molecular function (GO): transmembrane protein transporter activity; RNA binding
Source: RefSeq, a predicted model, not a curated record